AUGCAACGAACAGCAAGAGUUGGACCAAGAAAUAUUCAAUUUAUAGAUAAUAUUCAAAUAAAAGAAAUUCCAACAAAUGAUUAUGAAGUCGAUGAAUCAACUAGACGAUUAUCAUGGGAUCCAAAUUUAAAUAAUAAAGAUGUAUUCAAAACGACAGAAACACAACAACGAAAUAUUAUUAUUGGAUUUGUUGUCGGUGGUCUUGUGCUUGCUUCUAUUAUUAUUGGAACUGUUGUAGGAGUGACAUUGAGUCAAAAAACAACAGUUGCAGCUGAUGAAUCUCUUACAUACAAUGAAGUAUGUAAAAUAGGUUCAAAUCAAUGUAAAUCUUCACAAGGUCUUUAUUGUCCAAAUGGAUUUUGUUCUUGUACAUCACUUUAUUCAUGGAAUACAGCAACUAGCACUUGCACAUUAUUGACAUAUAAUCGUGCCUGUUUGGCAUCAAAUCAAUGUAAUUCAUCAUUAGGACUUAUUUGUACAAAUCAAAUUUGUCAAUGUGAUAGUUAUCAUUCAUGGAGUUCAUCAAAUAAUACAUGUGUAAUUAUUGUAAAUAAUACUUUAACUUAUGGUAAUACAUGUGCUGUUGGAUCGAGUCAAUGUAAUUCAUCAGUUGAACUUACUUGUACUAGUAAUUGUACAUGUAAGAAUUCUAAAAUAUGGAAUAUAUCAAGUUGUGUUUGUCCAGCUGGAACUUUUUUAAAUUCAUCAAAUCUUUGUCUACAACGUGUUAAUUAUUCAGAUUUUUGUUCAUCAGAUAGUGAUUGUAUACCAACAUUAAUAUGUCCAACAGUAGCAGGUGUUUGUAAUUGUUCUCGAUAUUUACCAGAUUAUGUUUGCAAUUGUCCAAAUACAAAAUAUUACGAUUCAAAUAUACAACAAUGUGUUAGUCGAGCUACAUAUAAUGGUGCAUGCAUAGUAUCAGCGAAUUAUACAUGUCUUUUAACACUUUAUUGUAAUGCGGGACUAUGUGCUUGUCCGACGGGUACGAGUUGGAUUGCGGCAAAUUCAACUUGUGAAUAG
Molecule: messenger RNA, 1020 nt
Organism: Rotaria sordida
Lineage: Eukaryota; Metazoa; Rotifera; Eurotatoria; Philodinida; Philodinidae
Source: the annotation of a GenBank genome assembly